Tribolium castaneum (red flour beetle) is the source of this 583-nucleotide messenger RNA. Its product is annotated as circumsporozoite protein. The record is from RefSeq and is a predicted model, not a curated record. The transcript is spliced from 4 exons. Bases 100 to 531 code for a protein of 143 amino acids. NCBI's taxonomy places the organism in Eukaryota, Metazoa, Arthropoda, Insecta, Coleoptera, Tenebrionidae.
CAAUGCAAUUAAUACCCAAAUAAAACUGCAAUUAAAUAUUUCCGUAUAAAUACGGCUCUGAGAGUUUGCAAGUUAAUCAGUUUUGUUCAGACAACAAAUAUGAAGAUCUAUCUCUGCUUUGUGCUUCUCUGCGUCGGCAUGGCCCUUGGUGAUUAUGGGGGUUAUGGUGAGCGAGGCCUUGGUUUUGACAAGGCACCAAUCAAUGCCCGACAAGCUCCCGGUGGUGAUAAUGCCGGUGGUUCAGACAAAGAACCAGCCAAAGCCCGAAAAGCCGACGCUCCUCCUGCUAAAGCACCAGCAGCUGCUGCUACUGGUGCUGCUGCAGCUGCUGCGUCUGGUGCUCCUGCUGCUGGUGCUGCUCCUGCUGGUGCUGCUCCUGGUGCUGCUGCUGCUGCCGGUGCUAAAACCGAUGCUGGUGCUAAAUCUGCAGCUAGUCCUAAACCUGCAGCUGGUGCUAAACCUGCAGCUGAUGCUAAACCUGCAGCUGAUGCUAAACCUGCAGCUGCCGCUGCAGCAGCAACACCGAAAUAAGUUUUGUGAAUUUACAAAAGCAAAUGUCAAAUAAAGAAUACAUUUAAUUAAA